Messenger RNA from Corythoichthys intestinalis (scribbled pipefish), 1786 nucleotides. It is a transcript of the gene lypla2, whose product is annotated as lysophospholipase 2. The record is from RefSeq and is a predicted model, not a curated record. The transcript has 10 exons. Gene Ontology annotation, biological process: protein depalmitoylation. Gene Ontology annotation, molecular function: palmitoyl-(protein) hydrolase activity; carboxylic ester hydrolase activity. Gene Ontology annotation, cellular component: cytoplasm. NCBI's taxonomy places the organism in Eukaryota, Metazoa, Chordata, Actinopteri, Syngnathiformes, Syngnathidae. The coding region runs from base 80 to 772 and encodes 230 amino acids.
CCUCACUCGUGUGCAGACGGCUACCGGAAGUUCCGCUUGGUGGUGAACUUGGACAGCAGCAUCGAUUCUCUCACAGUGUAUGUGUGGCAACAACAUGUCUGUGCCGCUGCUCGCCGAGGCUGUGACGGUGUCCGGGAAUGAAAAGGAAACCGCGGCGGUGAUCUUUCUACAUGGAUUGGGAGACACAGGGCACGGGUGGGCCGACACCUUGACGGGGAUCCAGCUGCCUCACGUCAAAUUCAUCUGCCCCCACGCGCCAAGAAUCCCUGUCACACUCAACAUGAACGUCGUCAUGCCCGCCUGGUUCGACCUCAUGGGCCUCAGCCCCGAAACCCCGGAAGAUGAGGCUGGGAUCAAAACGGCGGCUGACAAAAUCAAGGCCAUUAUUGAACAUGAGGCCAAAAAUGGCAUCCCUCCUAACCGUAUCAUGCUUGGCGGCUUCUCUCAGGGCGGGGCAUUGUCCUUGUACACCGCCUUGACCUGCCAGCACCAGUUGGCCGGCGUGGUAGCCCUCAGCUGCUGGCUGCCGCUUCACAAGAGCUUCCCUUUGGCGUUUAGCGGCAACAAGAACCUGCCCAUCCUGCAGUGCCACGGCGAGAAGGAUGAAAUGAUCCCCGUGCAGUUUGGCGCCAUGACAGCGGAGAAGCUCAAAUACAUUGUCAACCCGCAGAUGAUAACUUUCAAAACCUAUCCAGGGGUGCCUCACUCAUCCUGCACUCAGGAGAUGCUGGCAGUAAAGGAAUUCAUCGAGAAACACUUGCCUCGAAUCUGACCUCACCUCAACCCUACUGUGACUCCCCCUCGUGACACUGACCUCUCGCCCUCCCGACCCUGAUUUGUCAUUCCCCUAACAGGAAACAGCCAUGAGCACCCUACUUCCUUCCACACGCACGCAAAUUGGAUAUUCUAAACAUGAUAAUAACCCAAAGUCCUCAUCCUCGCAAUUCAUAGCCUUUGGAGGGAGAAUGCGAAACAUUCCUCACGUUUUCUUCUUGAUUAUGUUUCUCAUUUUUAUCAACUUCCUGUGUCCUGAUACAUCUUUUGUUAUCUACCAAUCAACCUUCGUUCCUGAUUCCGAGUGCUUUUUUUUUUAACGAUCAGGAGUUUUUGUUGCUUGCUCUGAAAAAAACUCCAUAUUUCAAAUGCUCAUGAAGUAGAUCUCCCUCCUUUGGCAAGUUUCAGUCGAACUCGCUGAUAAAAUGGCAAUAGUACACUGGCACGGCUCCGGUAAAAAGCAACUGAAGAGUGAUUUCAAGAAUAGAAACAAAAGUUAACCCUGAAGAACUUGAUCUGUGGUCAAAGAAAUGUCUCUCUAAGGAGUCACGCGUGCGUAAAAUACAUACUUUUGCCAGGUGUUCUGCGUUUUUUUCCCGUUCCCAUGAAUGUUUUUACUCUCCUUGUGUUCUUCUGUUGGCACUCGUUUGGAAAAGCUUGGGGCAAAGGAAGAAGACAUCCACUUUGAUUGUUUUUGACAAAUCAAUGAAUGUCUCGGUUGUGUCACAAAAUAACAGUUGAUUUUUGUCCUCUGACUGCUGCCUCACUUCAGAUUUUUUUUUUUUAAUUAUUAUUAUUCAAUGUGUGGCAGUGUCACAGAUUCUCGUUUUCUUUCCUGGGUUCAAGUUUUUACAUGUUAUUGUGUAACAGAACUUUUUUUGUGUGUUUUUGCCACUGUUGUCAUCUCAUCCUUUUAUUGUGUUGUUUAUAAUGAUGGCCGUUAAGUAAUGUGAGACUGGUGGUCUCUUGUUUCCUAGCAACUGUAUGCAGAAUAAAUGACAAGAAAAAUGCC